AAACCGUAAAUGAAAACCAGCUAAGUUUGGAGGAUAAAGAAUGCUUUUGUUUCUUGCAGAUGUUUAAGUCAUGGAUUUGUUGGCUUAUGAUUGGGGACUUUGGAAAAAUCUAGUCAGAGAGAUUUCAUGCAAUCAGAAUGAUCAGGAUGCAUCCUGCUUAAACACCGCAGUUCAGUGGUAUGAAAAUGAAACAAUGUCUAAAUAUGGUUGUCAACCACAAUGGUCAGAAUUCCUCAUGUGCCUGCAGCAGGAGGAGCCUAUCAUUCAAGAUAGAGAGCUUAAAUGGUACCCUGUUUUCCAUCACCUUUCCUAUGGUUUACAAUCAGUCUUCCUUCAGCUUUUGCUUCACUUCAGACACAAAAUACCUACAUCAGAAUUGGUCAACUUUACCAAAGUCAUUGCUAGUUAUGUCCAUGGUGAAACUUGGGUUGAUGCAUACAUACGAAUGCUUGUAGCUCAUUGUCAGUUGUUUAAUACGGACAUAUCAGACGACUGUAAGCAAGUCAAAGGAUAUGUUUUCACCUCAGACAAUGAGAAGAUGGCAAACUCGGUAUUACAGCAGCUAACAUCAGGUCGGGGUCAUGUGGCUCAUUCAUCACAGUUAUCCCAACAAGGAAAGGAGGAGAGCAGCAUACAUUUAGAUCCUACAUUGCAUGAUGUAUAUGCCUCUCCUUCAGAUGACUGUAAAAAUAAAAGUACCACCAAGUCAGUAGAAUUGACUGAUUUAAUAGAAGAUAAUGACACUGAAGAACCAACUGUAAAGAAAGCCAAAGUAUCCAAAGAGGAGGCACUAGAACCAAACAAAAUUUUAGAAUCCCUAGAUGCAGCAACACAGGCUGAUUUGAUGAAGCUGAGAGAACACUGGCAAAAUGAAUACAAAGAUUUUCCAGAAGAAUUUAAGUUAUUUUACACUUCAACUCCAAACCAGGUGGGCGAGUACUGCAGAUUUAUGGACCUUGAUAGUUUAUCAGAAAAUUCUGUGGCAAGUGCUUGUCAGAAUCUACUGAUAGUUAGUGAAAGCAUUAGUCAUGACAACAGUGUACAGUUUCUUCAGUCAGCUCUACUGCCCAAACUUUCUGCUGGUGCCUCCAGACCUAUACUAGGUCUUUUGAAAGCUAUUGGAGAAAAACUUCCAAAUUCCCUUGUUGAUGGAAUAUUUAUGCACCUUGUUCUGUCAGAGAAAUCAAGUUCCUCACAUUAUGAUGUCAUGUGCAAGAUAAUGAAAGAUUCCAUGCCAGUUCCAGUUCUUGUUCACUUUAUCAAGAAACUUAACUCAACAUUAGAAGACAUAACAGAGGCUCAAUUUCCAGUUUACCAAAUGCUUUUUGAUCUUAAGAUUCCCUUGGGAAAAAAAGACAUAUCACUUAUACUAGAAAUUUUGCGAAAAUCUGCACCAGCCUUUCCUAAGAACUUGAAAUUUGGAAAGCUCGUCCUUGCCACCCUCAAUGUGUAUGGAAAACUGAUGGAGAGAGAACAUGUAACAACUGUUCAACAGAUACUACAGUUCCAUACAUCUUUCCUGAAAAAAUCUAUUGAGUCUGCUAUUAAUAAGCUUGGAACCAAUUAAUGAAAAAAUCCAGUCAGCCUUUGACAAGCUUAGAAUCAAUAUAAACAUCUGUGAAAUGAACUAUUUUCAUUUUUGUUUUCUUAAUGUUAAAUCCAAAUGGACUUGGAAAUGUAGUGCCUUAAAUGUAUGUCAUUAAAAUUUAACACCUCAUUUGAUAUAAAAUUGAUGUUAAAUUCUCA
This is a messenger RNA of Saccostrea echinata, 1746 nucleotides long. RefSeq lists its product as uncharacterized. Gene Ontology annotation, cellular component: Fanconi anaemia nuclear complex. The transcript has a single exon. NCBI's taxonomy places the organism in Eukaryota, Metazoa, Mollusca, Bivalvia, Ostreida, Ostreidae. The coding region runs from base 71 to 1567 and encodes 498 amino acids. The record is from RefSeq and is a predicted model, not a curated record. Gene Ontology annotation, biological process: interstrand cross-link repair.